This is a messenger RNA of Eublepharis macularius, 1502 nucleotides long. Its product is annotated as retinoic acid receptor responder protein 1-like. The record is from RefSeq and is a predicted model, not a curated record. Bases 138 to 977 code for a protein of 279 amino acids. Gene Ontology annotation, molecular function: metalloendopeptidase inhibitor activity. NCBI's taxonomy places the organism in Eukaryota, Metazoa, Chordata, Lepidosauria, Squamata, Eublepharidae. The transcript has 6 exons.
CUGGAGCUGGUCCCGGCGGAGGGAGGGCGGUACGGGCAGCCGGGCGUCCCAAGUCUUUAGACUUGGGCGGGCGCCUGCAGAGCGGCGCCUCAUUCCCGCGGCUCGCCCGGCGCUCUCCAGACGACUCCCUGCGCAGGAUGCAGCCGCUGAAGGCCACCCGCAGCCGGUCUCGCCUGCUCCUGCUGGCGGCGCUGCUGGCGCUCUUGCCCGCUCCGGCUGUAGGUCAGGUGGACCGCCGGCCCAAGCACAUCUGGACAGACCCGCUGCUGGGUCUCCGCCCCGGCGGCUCGCUGGACACCUCCAGCCGGCAGGUCCAGAGAGCCGCACAGACGGCUGUCAGCUACUUCAACUACCAGCAGGGGUCGCCCAGCUCGCUGCGGGAGCCGGGUUCUGUCAAGGCGGCGUCCCUUAAGGUUAUUCCAGGAGUUGGGCACAAGUACUACCUACAGUUCGUUACGGAAGACCUCCUAACUGGACAAAACUUGGGCAACUGUCUCGCCUCUGUGUUCUACCUGAAGUCAAAGCCUAAGCCGGCUGUUGACAUUAAUUGCCUCCUCGACAAAGACAGAGAUCAGCGUCAGUGGAAGGACCGUGCCUUGUACUCUGCCUUGUACCAGAGAAUUGCAAGAGAUAUCAAGCCCCCCCAGGAGUACCUACAGGGUUUGGGUGCUCUCGGCAGUAGCUUCCUUGCAUGGGAGAUGUCAACCGAGGACAUGGCUUACACUUUGACAGAAAUCAAGAAUGUGAAGCUGUGGAAAAGAGCCGAUGAUUUGCUGGAAUUUGACUACACUGUUGUGCUUGGUGGUGAGUCAGAAGAGUCUUCCCUUUCCUGCCACAUGCGUGUAGUCUGGAUGCCUGAGCAGCCUGCGGAAGUGAAAUAUGACUGCUCUUCAGAAGGCGCUUCUUCAGAAUCUAGUGGUUCUGGAGCGGAAUUUGGAUCUACUGAUGAUUUUAUUUUUCAAUCAGUCAAUGUUUAAAUAGGAAGGAAAGAAGCUGUGUUAUAAAGGUGUAAACAUUUUUUACAAGGUUGUGGAGCACCUUGCCUUAAUAUUUCAACUCUGUAUCAUGAUUAUUCUUCUACGUAAAUUACUGCUGUGUUUGAAGUUUAAGCACAAGUCACUUCUGAGUGACCCACUAUAGAAAUUCUUAAUAGGCACUUUUGCAAAUUGGAGUUACACACUUACACACAGACCACUGGACUUGCCACCAAGUUCCUGACAUUAGGAAGUUAUUCUGUAUGAAGCAAAGAUAAUAUAUAUGAACAACAUUCUUGAAGGUUUUAAAACUACCAUUUUAAAAGAAGCAUUUGGGAAAUAUUUAAGUGUAUGAAAAUAAAUAUUGGACCUUUUAACAUCCAAUAAAACAAAUAAAUUUAUGUCUUGUGGACACUGCAUUAUUCCGUAUUUGCUGGAUUGCUUCAAAAUUCUUUGUACUCUUGGCAUGUAAGACACCUUGAAUAAGUAGGAAAAAUGGAAAUGGAUAAAGUGCCUAGUUUUGCAGAA